Dictyostelium purpureum is the source of this 1512-nucleotide messenger RNA. RefSeq lists its product as uncharacterized. Gene Ontology annotation, molecular function: ubiquitin protein ligase activity. Gene Ontology annotation, cellular component: membrane; endoplasmic reticulum. Gene Ontology annotation, biological process: protein ubiquitination. Lineage: Eukaryota; Evosea; Eumycetozoa; Dictyosteliales; Dictyosteliaceae. The record is from RefSeq and is a predicted model, not a curated record. The transcript has 2 exons. Bases 70 to 1512 code for a protein of 480 amino acids.
UAUAAAUAAAAUAUAUAUAUAAAUAUUUUCAAUUUUAUUUAUCUUUAGAAAUAUUAGUGUAUUAUAGUUAUGGAUAUUCAAUUUAAUUUAAUAGUUUCAGGUAAUCCAACGAAUAAUGUACCACCAGCACAACAAAUUUUAUUAAGGUUAUUAUCGAUUGGUGAAGGAGAUAUGAGUCAAGCAUCUCCCUUAGUAUCAAGAAUAAGAGAAUGUAAAAAUAAAACCGAGCAGUUUAAUAAAGAAUUACUAAACUAUGUAAAGAAAAUUCAAGAUAGUUUAAAUGAAUUGGUAAAAGAUAUCGAUUAUAUAGACGAUCCCAAAGUUCCAACAUUUUUAAAAGAAAUAAUCAAAACUCAUAGUAGUAUUUCUUCAGCUUUGUUAAAUGUCGAGCCAAUGAUAAAGUCACAACUAGAAACAAUUACCAAACUUUCAGAUCAUGUACGUCCACCCACUGAAGAGCUUUUUAGAAAGAAAGCUCUAGAUUUACUCUCAAAAAGACCAACCCAGAAGACACCAGAAAGUAAAAAAAAUACUUGCACAAUUUGUUUAGAAAAUACAGCCGAUAUGUUAAUUAAAAGAACUUGUACAGAUAAAAAACCUAAUAGUAGUGGCGAAAGUAAUAAUAAUAGUAACAGUAACAGUAAUAGUAAUAGUAACAGUAAUAGUAAUAGUAAUAGUAAUAUUAAUAGUAAUAGUAAUAUUAAUAGUAAUAUUAAUGUUAUUAGAGAUGGUUCGACAACUACUACAAAUACAAACACCACAAAUACAACCUCGAAUACAAAUACAAAUUUACAACAACCAAAUACAACAACUGGUAGAAGAGUACCAAGAGGUUUGAGCAUGUUAUUCCCAGGACUUGGUGUGGAGGCUAGACCCGAAAGAGAAAAUCAUAGAAAAACAACUUUUUGUGAAAAUGCGGUUUGUCGUUGUGGUCCAACUAUGUGCAAAGAGUGUUUAAUUAAGCAUUAUUGGGUAUCAUCAGCAAAUGGUUUUAAAUCCUUUUCAACAUGUGUAUGUUGUAGAGCUGAAUUUUGUUUAAAAGAUAUUUAUAAUGUCGAAUAUGAAAAAGAGGAAGAUGAUAUUAAAGAAAUUGAGGCUACAUUGGUUGGUAACGGAAAAUCAAGUGCAACCACCACCACAACAACUACUAGCACUACAACAACAAAUUCAUCAAAGAAACGCAAAGACUCUGAUAAAGAUCAUUCCAGCAAUAAAAGACUUAAAGAAAAUGAACCAAAUAAAAAAUCAAAUGAUAAAAAGCGAGAAGCUGAUAAAAACGAUUCAUUAACCAAACAUAAUUUAAAAAGAGAAAGAAAAAAGAAGUCAUCUUCAAAUAGAGACUUAAAUUCAAAAACAAUAAUAGUGGACAGUGAUAGUGAUAGUGAUGGAGAUGCUGGCGAUGGUAAAGAUAAUAAUUACGAUAACAAUUCUGGAAGUAGUGACGAUGAAGACGAUAGACCAAGAGUAAGCCCAUUCAAUACUUUUAAGAAGCUUAUUAAUUUUUGGAAAUAA